AGGAGGCCAGACUCCACACUCAGUCAGAAAUGAACAUCAAGCUUCAUGCACUAGGUUCCUAUACAUAUUUAUUUUCGAGAUACAUAUAGUACUUUGUUUGGUACUUGGAAUCAACGGUAUAUGGGACAUGUGCUUUUCUCUUUGGGAAAUUCCAUUCCAUGCACAUCAUAGUGGUCUGAUUUAUCUUCCUUUAUCUACAUUUGGGGAGAGGAAAGAAACAUAAUUUGACCUCCACCAGGGCUUGUGUCUUCUGCUGAAGAGAAUGUCAGGGAAGGUGUGCAGCAGCAACAGCGUGUUACAGGCACGGAAGGCUCUAGAACAACUGCGAGUGGAAGCUAGCAUAGAUCGAAUUAAGAUUUCACUGGCAGCUGCAGAGCUAGUGCAGUAUUGUCAAGAACACAAACGAAGUGACCCUCUCCUCACCGGCAUCGCUGCCUCCUCCAACCCCUUCAAGGACAAGAAGACCUGUGUGUUGUUGUAGACCCUAGCCAGACACUGAUACCUAGGUUACAGAUUUACACUUAAUUGGUCAUCUAAAUGGU
This is a messenger RNA of Osmerus eperlanus (European smelt), 542 nucleotides long. RefSeq names its product guanine nucleotide-binding protein G(I)/G(S)/G(O) subunit gamma-12-like. Lineage: Eukaryota; Metazoa; Chordata; Actinopteri; Osmeriformes; Osmeridae. Gene Ontology annotation, molecular function: G-protein beta-subunit binding. The transcript is spliced from 2 exons. Gene Ontology annotation, biological process: G protein-coupled receptor signaling pathway. The coding region runs from base 263 to 481 and encodes 72 amino acids. Gene Ontology annotation, cellular component: heterotrimeric G-protein complex. The record is from RefSeq and is a predicted model, not a curated record.